GAGCCGGGCCCAGCUGGCCGAACCCGGGGAAUGCGAGCGCCAGCCCCCGCCCCAGGCCAGUCCCAGCUGGAUCUCCGGCCAGAGCCCGAGGCUGCUGCGCGGGGCGGCUGCAGCCUCCGCUCCAGCGCCCGCGCCGUGCCCUGCAUCCCGGGAGCCCGGCUGGACCCGCGGCGGCUCGGCCGGUGUUCCCCCUCCCCUCCCUGGGGCAGCAGCCACCAUGUUCUCGUGUGUGAAGCCCUAUGAGGACCAGAACUACUCGGCCCUGAGGCGGGACUGCCGGCGCAGGAAGGUGCUCUUCGAGGACCCCCUCUUCCCCGCCACUGACGACUCUCUCUACUAUAAGGGCACGCCGGGGCCCGCCGUCAGGUGGAAGCGACCCAAGGACAUCUGCGAGGACCCCCGCCUCUUUGUGGAUGGCAUCAGCUCCCACGACCUGCACCAGGGCCAGGUGGGCAACUGCUGGUUUGUGGCAGCCUGCUCGUCACUUGCCUCCCGGGAGUCGCUGUGGCAAAAGGUCAUCCCAGACUGGAAGGAGCAGGAAUGGGACCCCGAAAAGCCCAACGCCUACGCGGGCAUCUUCCACUUCCACUUCUGGCGCUUCGGGGAAUGGGUGGACGUGGUCAUCGAUGACCGGCUGCCCACAGUCAACAACCAGCUCAUCUACUGCCACUCCAACUCCCGCAAUGAGUUUUGGUGCGCCCUAGUGGAGAAGGCCUAUGCCAAACUGGCAGGCUGUUACCAGGCCCUGGAUGGAGGCAACACAGCAGACGCACUGGUGGACUUCACGGGUGGUGUUUCUGAGCCCAUCGACCUGACCGAGGGUGACUUUGCCAACGAUGAGACUAAGAGGAACCAGCUCUUUGAGCGCAUGUUAAAGGUGCACAGCCGGGGCGGCCUCAUCAGUGCCUCCAUCAAGGCAGUGACAGCGGCUGACAUGGAGGCCCGCCUGGCGUGCGGCCUGGUAAAGGGCCACGCAUACGCCGUCACUGAUGUGCGCAAGGUGCGCCUGGGCCACGGCCUACUGGCCUUCUUCAAGUCAGAGAAGUUGGACAUGAUCCGCCUGCGCAACCCCUGGGGCGAGCGGGAGUGGAACGGGCCCUGGAGUGACACCUCGGAGGAGUGGCAGAAAGUGAGCAAGAGUGAGCGGGAGAAGAUGGGUGUGACCGUGCAGGACGACGGUGAGUUCUGGAUGACCUUCGAGGACCUGUGCCGGUACUUCACGGACAUCAUCAAGUGCCGCGUGAUCAACACAUCCCACCUGAGCAUCCACAAGACGUGGGAGGAGGCCCGGCUGCAUGGCGCCUGGACGCUGCAUGAGGACCCGCGACAGAACCGCGGUGGCGGCUGCAUCAACCACAAGGACACCUUCUUCCAGAACCCACAGUACAUCUUCGAAGUCAAGAAGCCAGAAGAUGAAGUCCUGAUCUGCAUCCAGCAGCGGCCAAAGCGGUCUACGCGCCGGGAGGGCAAGGGUGAGAACCUGGCCAUUGGCUUUGACAUCUACAAGGUGGAGGAGAACCGCCAGUACCGCAUGCACAGCCUGCAGCACAAGGCCGCCAGCUCCAUCUACAUCAACUCACGCAGCGUCUUCCUGCGCACCGACCAGCCCGAGGGCCGCUAUGUCAUCAUCCCCACAACCUUCGAGCCAGGCCACACUGGCGAGUUCCUGCUCCGAGUCUUCACUGAUGUGCCCUCCAACUGCCGGGAGCUGCGCCUGGAUGAGCCCCCACACACCUGCUGGAGCUCCCUCUGUGGCUACCCCCAGCUGGUGACCCAGGUACAUGUCCUGGGAGCUGCUGGCCUCAAGGACUCCCCAACAGGGGCUAACUCUUAUGUGAUCAUCAAGUGUGAGGGAGACAAAGUCCGCUCGGCUGUGCAGAAGGGCACCUCCACACCAGAGUACAAUGUGAAAGGCAUCUUCUACCGCAAGAAGCUGAGCCAGCCCAUCACUGUACAGGUCUGGAACCACCGAGUGCUGAAGGAUGAAUUUCUGGGCCAGGUGCACCUAAAGGCUGACCCGGACAACCUCCAGGCCCUGCAUACCCUCCACCUCCGGGACCGAAAUAGCCGGCAGCCCAGCAACCUGCCAGGCACUGUGGCCGUGCACAUUCUCAGCAGCACCUCCCUCAUGGCUGUCUGACACCUGCCCACCUACCUGGCUCCGACCGUUCCCACCACCAUCUGCAUGUCCCCACUGGGCCUGAGUCUAGCCUGGGAGCCAGGAUACUGGGGUCCUUUUCCCACUCUUCCACUGACUUGCUGUGUGACCUUAGGAAGUCUCUGCCCCUGUCUCAGCCUCAGUGUCCCGAGGGCCCCGAAGCAUUCCCUUCUCGUGGAGGAGUUUCCUUGCUGAGAUUUCAAAUAGUCCUCCCCAUCUCAACUGUCACCACUGCUAAGGGACUCUAUCCAUUGAGCACAUUUUCCUAAGGCCCUGCUGUCUGCCGAGGAGUGCCAAGAAGAUGUCACUUGUUUACACACAAACUGCCACAUCCCCAAGCUCCGUUCUUGCCCCUCGUGUCCUAGGCCCAACCCAGCCUCCCAGACCUCACUUUCCCCAUCAGCAAUACCUGGUGUUCUCCCACCUUGAAAGGACUCUUGGCUCCUGCCGGGUUCCUGCUCAGGCUGGAAUUGGGAAAAUAUGCAGGUGACAUUUGUUCAUUCUCUAAUCCCAUCCUCUCACCCAUCCAUUUCCUCACUCAGUGGAGAUUUGCCAAAUGAAUAAACGACACCUUUGAGGCCCCAGGUGAAGCGGGGCCCUACUCCGGCCUCUGCCUUGGGCCUCGCCUCUGUCCUCAGGUCCUCUCAGAGGCAGAUACCUAGGGGAGCUGCUGCUGCCUGCUCAUUCUAGCUUCCGAUUCCAUUCCCAGCCCCUGCGUUAAGGUCCCUGGAGAGGUGGUGUCAGUGGGGGGUGAGGAAGGGCGUCUUCCUGACUCCUCUGCCCAGUGCUGGAAGGAGCAUGCCUGGGUUAGUGGGCCAGGGGCCAGGCAGCUGGGGGCCUUUGGGGACCAGAAGGGGAGAUGUGCUCCCAGAGCCUCUCUGCUGUAAGACCCCAGCUUUUCCUGGAAGUUGGGACUCUGGGGUGUGUGGUGCCCACCAGAGUCAGGCCACCCACUGGGCUCAGCAGGAGAUAGGGAGCCCCAUCACCUGACCACAGCCCCCCACCACCAUUCCCCCAAAAUGCAGCCUAGGAGGCCGCAGUGCUCUUCUUCCUGCCCAGACCAAAAUGUUCCUUUUAGUCCUCAAUGUUUUAUAUUCUUUUUGUUUUGAAAAUCUCAAUUUUAAUCAGGGGUUUUAAAAGAAAAUUGAAAGCCUGAA
Pan troglodytes (chimpanzee) is the source of this 3315-nucleotide messenger RNA. RefSeq names its product calpain 5 (gene CAPN5). Lineage: Eukaryota; Metazoa; Chordata; Mammalia; Primates; Hominidae. The transcript has 13 exons. Gene Ontology annotation, cellular component: cytoplasm. The coding region runs from base 218 to 2140 and encodes 640 amino acids. Gene Ontology annotation, molecular function: calcium-dependent cysteine-type endopeptidase activity. Gene Ontology annotation, biological process: proteolysis. The record is from RefSeq and is a predicted model, not a curated record.